GCUCGACUGUUGGGAAGUGAAGUAUUCUGAAGUCUUCCCUCUUGAGUGGUAGAGUUUGUAGAUUGUAUUCAAGAUUUUGAUCCAAUUCUUAUCCACCUAGAAAGAUGAGUAAAGCUGCUUCAAACAAACAUAAAGACUCCAUUUUCAGUGCCGAAGAUGGCUAUGUGAAGAUGUUCCUACGUGGACGUCCCGUCACUUUGUACAUGCCACAGGCACUGACUGGAACAUACAAAUUGCAGACCACAACUGAAUUACCAGCCCACAAACUGAAGAUGGAAUGGGUGUAUGGUUAUCGAGGCCGCGAUUGCCGGUCCAAUCUCUAUCUCCUACCGACAGGUGAGAUUGUUUACUUCAUCGCAUCCGUCGUUGUGCUGUAUAACGUUGAAGAGCAGCUGCAGCGUCAUUACCUCGGACACAACGAUGAUGUGAAAUGCCUUGCAGUACAUCCUGAUAGGGUCACCAUGGCAACAGGGCAGGUGGCAGGAACCACAAAAGAUGGAAAGCAUCUUCCACCUCACGUGCGUGUGUGGGACUCUGUGAGCCUGAACACUCUGCACGUUAUCGGAUCCGGGGUCUUUGACCGAGGCAUUUCUUGCGUGUCCUUCUCCAAGUCCAAUGGAGGUGUUCACCUGUGCGCAGUCGAUGAUUCCAACGAACAUAUCCUGUCUGUGUGGGACUGGCAGAAAGAGCAAAAGGUGGCUGAUGUGAAGUGUUCCAACGAGUCAGUGCUGGCAGUGAGUUUCCACCCCACUGAAGCCCAGCUCCUCAUCACCUGCGGCAAAUCCCACAUUUGCUUCUGGACGAUGGAAGGCAACACUCUCUCCAAGAAACACGGCAUUUUCGAGAAGCAAGAGAAACCCAAAUACCUUCUGUGUUUGGCUUUUUCCGAGAACGGAGAUGUGAUCACUGGUGAUUCGAGUGGAAACCUGAUCGUUUGGGGAAAAGGAACUAACCGGAUCAGCUCUGCAGUUCAAGGGGCGCACGAAGGUGGCAUUUUCAGCCUCUGCGUGCUGAAUGAUGGGACACUCGUGUCCGGUGGAGGGAAAGAUCGCAAGGUCAUCCUCUGGGACAGGCAGUACCACAAGGUCCAGGAAACUGAGAUCCCUGAGGCCUUUGGCCCAGUGAGAACAAUUGCAGAAGGAAAAGGUGAUGGAUUAUUUAUUGGCACAACAAGGAACUGCAUUCUCCAAGGCACAUUGAGUGGGGGAUACUGCCCUAUUGUACAAGGUCAUAUGGACGAGCUGUGGGGACUUGCUGCUCACCCAGGUGAGGACAGGUUUGUGACGUGUGGGCAAGACAAGUUGAUCCAUUUCUGGGACUCGACAUCCCACCAGCCUGCCUGGAGUAAGGCUCUCGAUGAUCCGGCUCAGUCAGUUGGUUUCCAUCCCAGUGGGUCUGUUGUUGCUGUGGGAAUGCAAACUGCAAGGUGGAUGGUUUUUGAUGUUGAAACGAAGGAUCCCAUCACCGUGCAUACAGAUGGGAAUGAGAAGCUGUCUGUGAUGAGCUACUCCCCAGAUGGCAAUUACCUGGCCAUUGGAUCACAUGACAACUAUGUUUACAUAUACACAGUGGCCGAAAAUGGCAGGAAGUACAAUCGAGUGGGAAGGUGUUCCGGACACUCCAGUUUUAUAACUCAUCUGGACUGGUCAGCUGACAGUCGCUAUAUAGUCACAAACUCUGGAGACUAUGAAGUCCUCUUCUGGACUCCUAACUGUAAACAGGUGACGAGUGUGGAUGUGGUGCGGGACUUGGAGUGGGCGACCUCUACCUGUGUACUCUCCUUCCAGGUCUUUGGUGUCUGGCCAGAGGGAGCAGACGGGACCGAUAUCAAUGCCAUUUGCAGGUCGUCUGACGAUCAACUCCUUGUCACAGCGGAUGACUUUGGGAAAGUGAACUUGUUUUCCUAUCCGUGCUCGCACCCUCGGGCACCAAGUCACAAGUACAGUGGCCACAGCAGUCAUGUGACCAAUGUUGCCUUUCUCCAUGACAACACCCAUCUAAUCUCCACUGGCGGGAAGGACAUGGGUGUCAUUCAGUGGAGUGUCGCCUAGGUUACUGCACUUUAUCCAAUGAUGCAAUCCAGCCACGUGGGUUGGGAGGUGCUAGGGCACUGCACAGCAAGAUUCCAUUCUUCAGUGCCUCAUCAAUCACCAAUUCCCUAUGUUUUAUGGUUUUGCUGAAUUUCGGUUUUUAUAGUGGGAAGCAGGUGGGCAUUCUAUUGUCUUCCCGUUCCCCUUGGCACCUGCACUAUGUUGUUUCUUUCUUUAGCCUCUCUGGACCUGGUCCAAUUCAACUGGAGGACAAUCCUAAAGCUCCAUGCGAACAAUUUGCAAUUGGCUGCGCAGUCUGUCUCCUCCACCUCUGCUGUAACUACCCCACCCCUUGCUGUGCUAAAGUCAUUGCAUGCAGUAUAAACAAUUUAAAGAAUAUUGAUUAAAGAAUCCAUUUUGGAGAUCUGCUCCCCUAAGUUAGCACGGAAGUCCCAUGAACUGUUUUCUCAUCUGGACCCCCACAAGGGUUAGGGAGUGUGUAGGAGAGGGCACUAGAUGUCUGCUGCUCUGAGGCAAUCCUCAUCGUCUGAUGCACAAACACUGCCCUGUUUUGUGUUGUUUUUUUUUCCGGGGUGGGGGCUGAUAGUUUACAGGGUUCUGCACCACCUAGGUCUUCCAAACUGGGAUUUUGCGAGAGGCAUUUCCAUCUCUGACCCACCACCCUCGCAAGGUUGCCUUCCUGCUGCAUUUGAACUAACAGUGUGAUGCAGUGAAAACUCUGAAGUAUCAGACAUGGUUUCAAACUUGACCAAUGCUGUGUGACAGCCACGUAGACCCUUUUCAGCACUGAAGCUUACAGCUACAAGACCUGCAGCCCCUGGGCUGUCUUCACAGGGGAGAUCCCCACGCUAAAACCAUUAAAAGGCAACAGAAUGGGCAAAAAUUUUUUUUUUAAGCAUACUUUCAAUUUUUUGUAAUCUGCUUAAGUGUCAAAGCUGACAAUUUUUUUUCCGAUUAUCAUCUAGUUUGGGAUUUCCACACUUGUCCCACCAAGUCUGUAUUACCAUGGGUAUCCACCUGACUCAUGGGAACUUUCUUGUGAGACUAGUGCAUUUUUCCAAAUGUUUAAUUUGUUUGUUCCUUUCCCAGUUUGGUUAGGAAUCCACAGUCUGUGAUCUCAUUUCCACACGCUGGACUUGUAACAGGGAAAGCCUCUCUAACAGGCUGUUUCCCUUAUUGUGUCUAAGCACAGUGAAUAUCCUGUGUGCACUAAGUUUCUGUUCACUCCAUUUAAAUGUAAGUGUUAUCAAUCUGCUGACAUGGCAACGUCACAGCGCCGUAGCCUCAAAUCUUAGAUCCUAUCUGGUUGACAACAGCAAUGCCCUUUGGUUAUUCAUGAAUACUCUUAGUGUACCUGUUGCAGCUGAGCCAUGCUUAAAUUCCAUGGUUUAAACCCCUCCUGGAUGCUCGUCAAAUGCGCGCUCCCACGCUAUUAAUGACCGGCUUUAUAUACAAAACUCUGAUGUUGCCCCCACAUUCCGAGAAUGGAUUAAAAAAUAUGUAUAUAACUAUUUAACUGAUUUAAGAAUCACAGUGAAGAAACGCAAAUGGAAAAUGAAUGUGUUUCUCUACUGCAGAGAAUUUAAACCGUUUAAGAUGUUUCAAUGGUGUAGAGGUUGCAACAAACUGUACAAAGUUCAAACAAACAUUUUCAGCCAAUUUCAAUUUUUCCCGCAACUCUCCUAAGCUUGGGCGGGAGGCCUUGUCGAUGGCCAAAGUGGGCAAAACUUUCAUAAGAACCGAUUGUGCUCCCAAACACUUGUGGGUGCCCCGCAAGUCUCAGUAACCUUUCAUUUUAAAAUCAAACUUCCUAUUUCUCAGAAAGAGUAGGUGACGAGGGGAAACUUCCCCUUUUUCUUUCUUUGCAGAUGUAUAACUUCAUUUUACUUUCUUUGAAUAAAUCUUUCCAGAAAGGGCACUGUUUGGCCUAUCUAGUCUGUGGUGGGGCUGCGUCCAAAGUGACUCCUACUUGACAACACCCAUCUCUCAUUGACCAAUGUAGACCAAUCAGUAAUCCAGAAUGCUGUGAGGACACGGGUCCCAAUCUCACCAGAGCUAGCUGGUGAAACUAAAAUGAAGAAACUCCAGAAUUGAAAUAUAUUCAAUGGUGCCAUAAUUGUGCCACAUUACAGUAAAGCCCAUCUGAUUCACUAAGGGCAUCUAGGGACAGGCAAUAAAUGGUGUCCCAGCCAGUGACUCCCAUUAGUGAAUUUUUAAAAUAAAAAGUAAUGCCCUUUAGUUGGUUGGGCUGACAUGUGGUUCCAGAACUACAGCCACGUGAUUGACGCUUAACUGAGCAAGCAGCUCAGUUUAAGGGAUUUGGGGAAAAGUAACAAACACUGGCCUGUGCCAGUGAUAGCCCGAUCUCCUGCAAGACUCACGACUCAAUGCAGAAACUGUAAUGGAUGCUGUGAAUCAGGGCCAAAAUAAAAAUUGCUGGAAAUGCUCAGCAGAUCUGGCAAUAUCUGUAGAAAAAGAACAGUAAUCGCUGGGAAAAGCUCAGCAGGUCUGACAGUAUCUGUGGAGAGAUAUCAGAGUUGACGUUUUGGGUCCAGUGACCCUUCCUCAGAACUGUUCUGAGGACCCAAAACAUUAACCCUUGAUAUCUCUCCACAGAUGCUGCCAGACCUGCUGAGUUUCUCCAGCACGUUCUGUUUCUUGUUUAUUCAAAGUUUGUUUUUGUUUUUGAUAGAUCGGGAGUUGAGAGGUAAUGGAGAGAGCAGAGCCAGGCAGAAUGCAGAGUUCUGGCUGCAAUCUGAUCAGCCACACUCUAGUCAAAAGACUAGAAGGGGCUGAUUGGCCUAAAUUUGUCCUGUAAUUUAUAGUUCAGCCACAAACAGUCUUUGCUUCAGUCGCUAUGGUAGACAUUCCAAAUUCCCACUGCAACAAAGGUGCCAAUGUAAGAUUCAUCCUGCUUUUAUACAUGUGUCUCCAUCCUGGGCUUGCUUGUCUUUAUUAUUGUCAACCAGUGUCUCUCUGCUCCUUUCCCUGCCCUCAACCAAAAAUCACCAAUUUGUGGAAGAAUUUUGAUUGGCUGAAGAUACCCAUAAAAGCUUGUCAUUUCAUUUGGGAGGGGGUAUGAAUUUAAAAAAAAAAAAUCCUACUGAUCGUUAACGUGUGAUGUAAAGGCAUUAUUACUGGGUUUUUAAAAGAAGUUGCCAGUUUUAUUUUUGUCGCAGGAAAUCCAUUUGCUUCUGUCAAAGUGAAGCUGAAUGUGUCUGCAAUGCACAUCAGUUCCUUCAUUAGUGCCUGAAUGAUGUGUUGGUGCUUUUGCUUAGUGAUGUGUUUAGUAACCAAGUGGGAGCCUAUAGCACAUCACCGGCCAUCCGUUUUGCUUUCUUUAACUUCUCGUCCACCUCCCUCAUGGUUGGGAGGCGGGGGAGCGGUGGGGAAUUAUUGCCUCAAGUGUUUAAGUGUCGGGUGGUUGCCCCCUAACUGAAGAUGGCCAUGUCGAAGGGGAGCCUAAUGCCAAGCUUCUACACAACACUUAAUCAGACCUGGAUCUACCAAGGGCAUGGCACCGCAGCAGCAGUCAAGCUACUUAACAAGCAAUUUCAACAGCUGGAGAUUCAAGCAAAGAGGUGAAUUUUUAAUAAACACAGACACAUCUUGCGAUGUGGAGAGUUAAA
This is a messenger RNA of Rhincodon typus (whale shark), 5680 nucleotides long. It is a transcript of the gene eml2, whose product is annotated as EMAP like 2. Gene Ontology annotation, molecular function: microtubule binding. The record is from RefSeq and is a predicted model, not a curated record. The transcript has 19 exons. Gene Ontology annotation, biological process: microtubule cytoskeleton organization. Gene Ontology annotation, cellular component: mitotic spindle. Bases 105 to 2051 code for a protein of 648 amino acids. NCBI's taxonomy places the organism in Eukaryota, Metazoa, Chordata, Chondrichthyes, Orectolobiformes, Rhincodontidae.